AUGGUAUCAGGGAGCCAGACCAUGUCGGAGAAUACUAUCAAGGCGGACCACUUGUGUGUCCUGGUUCAUGGACUCUGGGGCAACCCAUCGCACCUGGAUUACGUGGCCUCUGCGCUCCGAGAACGACACGGGGAAGACCGAAUCCAUAUUCUGUGCGCAAAGGGGAACAGUGGCAACUUCACAUACGAUGGGAUCGAGCUAGGCGGAGAGCGGUUGGCACACGAGAUCGAAGAGACACUGGAUGCAUUGGCCACAAAAAACCACAAGAUCUCUAAGCUGAGCUUGGUGGGCUACUCGCUUGGGGGUCUGGUGGCACGAUAUGCAAUCGGCCUGCUUCAUGCCCGAGGUUGGCUGGAUAAGCUGGAGCCGGUGAACUUUACAACCUUUGCAUCGCCGCAUGUUGGGGUACGAACGCCGCUCAAGGGCCUCAGGGACCAUAUCUGGAAUGUAUUGGGUGCGAGGACUGUCUCAACAUCUGGGAGACAGCUUUUCAUGAUUGACUCGUUUCGCGACACGGGCCGGCCGCUGCUAAGCGUGCUAGCAGAUCCCCAGAGUAUUUUCAUACAGGGCCUGGCCAAGUUUCAACACCGGUGUGUCUAUGCGAAUAUUGUCAACGACCGCUCCACAGUCUUUUAUACCACAGCGCUCUCCAAGGUGGAUCCAUUCCGGGAUUUGGAGGAGGUGAAUAUCAACUACGUCAAGGGCUACGACCGAGUGAUUAUCGAUCCCGAUCAGUAUGCGCUACCUCCUGCAACAAGGCAGCCGGAAACUGCAUCCUCUCGGGCAUGGAAGCAGUUUCAGGCGCUUCUUUUCUGGGUGCCAUUGUGGAUCUUGAUCAUUCUUUUCGUCCCGCUGGCUGCGACUCUUUUCUUGCUCAACGCCGCCGUGCAGACAUGUCGCAGUCGGAAACGGAUCCGCCUGCACGAGGAAGGCAAGAACGGUAUGCUUUUUGGGAGAUACCGAGUGCCUCUGCUGGUCGAGGAUGUGCGACAUGCCGUGGAGGAGGUUUUUGAAAACGUCAACUCCAGACAAGAGCCCGCGUAUCUCUCCAGCACCGAAGCUGAGAGUUCUGAUUUAACCACAGAGAAAGCCACUGCACUUGGAAUCUCAGAGCAAAUCCAAUUGGAUGAACGUCAAACUGAUACUAGCUUGAAAACGAGUGAUACUCUUGCUGGUCUGGAGGAUUCCCAGCACCAGCUGGCUCCCAAGCUUGCCUUGAAUCCGGCACAAUUUGCCAUCAUCGACUCGCUCAACUCUGUUGGAUUCCGCAAAUACCCGGUUCACAUUCAUAAACACCGCCAUAGCCAUGCAGCCAUAAUUGUCCGAAUGCCCAAGCAAGGAUUCGGAGAGGGCAAGAUUGUGAUGAAACACUGGCUUGACAAGGAGUUUGUGGUCUAG
Messenger RNA from Penicillium alfredii, 1398 nucleotides. RefSeq names its product lipase ROG1 family protein. Lineage: Eukaryota; Fungi; Ascomycota; Eurotiomycetes; Eurotiales; Aspergillaceae. The coding region runs from base 1 to 1398 and encodes 465 amino acids. The record is from RefSeq and is a predicted model, not a curated record. The transcript is spliced from 2 exons. Gene Ontology annotation, molecular function: monoacylglycerol lipase activity.